AUGGAUUCCUCAAUUCCUAAGGAACCACGUACUGUCAAACAAGCUUUGGCACAUUCUGGAUGGAAGAAAGCUAUGGAGGAGGAAUUAUCUGCUCUUCACAAAAAUGAGACUUGGACUUUGGUUCCUAGGACGCAUGACAUGAAUGUGAUAGGGUCAAAAUGGGUAUUCAAGGCGAAGCUUAAAUCCGAUGGUUCCCUUGAUCGAUUAAAACCACGGUUAGUCGCAAAAGGAUAUCAUCAAGUUGAUGGUCAAGAUUUUACAGAAACUUUUUCUCCAGUUGUUAAACCAGGAACCAUUCGACUUGUUCUUUCAAUUGCUUUGGUUCGACGGUGGAAACCAUUGGAAACAAAAGUUCAAGCUAAGAUUGGUGGAAAAGAGAGUGUUGAAAAUAAGAAAGAUAACGAAGAUAUUGGUGGAGUGCCAUGGAGUGCAGGAGAUGACAUUGCAUUACUAAAUGCUUUAAAAGCAUUUCCCAAGGAUGUGGCAAUGAGGUGGGAGAAAAUUGCAGCUGAAGUUCCUGGGAAGUCAAUGGCAGCUUGUAGGAAAAGAGUUGCUAAAUUGAAAAGGGAUUUUCCGAGUUCGAAAGCUGGUGCCGAGAGUCAGCUUAAAUUUUUUGAAGUUUGA
Molecule: messenger RNA, 624 nt
Organism: Jatropha curcas
Lineage: Eukaryota; Viridiplantae; Streptophyta; Magnoliopsida; Malpighiales; Euphorbiaceae
Source: RefSeq, a predicted model, not a curated record